CCAAUAAACCCAUCAUGAACCGACCUCUAAUUUUUUUCUAGAGCGCUUUCUUCGUCAUUAAAACCCCGCUUGCUCUAUCCCGCUGCUUUAUUUCUUCUUCAGCCUUCGAUAUUCCGCUGGAAUUUACACGAUUUGCUAUUGAAAUAAAUCAAAUUUAGGCUAAGCCCUCGGUUUGCCAAGUAGUCGAUAGAAUUAUACCAAGUUAAUCUCAUUAGCGGAAACCUUUCCAGUCUGGCUCGGGGCUGUUAAUCGGGCUUCGUUUGAGGCAAUCUACUAGGUCAGUCUGCUAGUUUACUAAUUAGGUACGAUGGUGACAGAAGUAUAGUGGAAAAAUAUAUGAAUAGUGUACUUCGGGAUAAGGAAGGUUUAUGUGUGGAUCAGGACUGGAAGUGUUUCGUGUUGAUCGAGUGAAUCAUGGAACUUUAUAGAGCGAUGUAUUUCGGCUAUGUCCUGGUCCUGGCAGUAUUCUUCCUCAUGAUUUGGGUGUCUUAUGUCGAAUCCAAAGAACAAGAGUCCGUAAAGUACCCUCCUUGUUUCUUCAACCCGCUGUGUAGUUGUUCGAAGGCAGUACCAGACUUGGGAAUAGUCCAGUGCAAAGACGUACACUUGUCUAGGAUUCCUGAAACAGUAAAUGUUUCCAAGGCGUUCAUGUUACACCUGGAAAAUAAUGGAUUGAGAACAUUGGAACCGUUUUUUCUACAAAGCACAGGAUUGUACAAGAUAGUUAUUUCAAACAAUCCAUUGGUGAUGGUGCCGGAUGAGUCGUUUUUAGGCCUGGAAAGAUCCUUGUGGGAAUUGAAAUUGAGCCACUGUCAUUUAACUAGAGUUCCUAAUAGAGCUUUAAGGUACUUGCAGAAGUUAAGACUACUUGAUCUUACAGGAAACGAUAUAAUCAAAAUAUCUCCAGAAAACUGGAGAGGUCUGGAAAGUUCCCUGGAAGUACUUAUUUUAUCCGAAAAUGCCAUUAACCACAUUCCCAUAGAUGCUUUCUCUGGCCUGCCCAUGCUGGAUACUAUCGAUUUAAGAGGAAACCACCUACGCGAAAUAGAUCCAUCUGUAUUUCGUGAUGGUAUGGGUAAAUUAUCCCACCUGCUACUGGGCGACAAUCAGUUGAGUGCCAUACCUUACCAAGCUUUGCAACCUUUAAGAACUUUGAAAACUCUGGAUCUGAGCUAUAACAGAAUUAACAAAAUGUCACCCUCUACUGAGCCUGGAGUAAAUAUAAAUCUCAAUUUUCAACUUAACUUAGACACAUUUAGACUGGAUUACAAUCAACUGCGUGUCUUGGAACCUGCUUCUUUUCAAUACUUCAAUAUCGUCAACAAGACGUACCUCGAUGGAAAUCCUUUAUCCGCUGUAGAGAACGACGCAUUCAGGCAAGCAAAAAUAAGGGAGCUCUUUCUUCGGAGUUGUGGAUUGACCAAUAUCUCUCCCGCUGCGUUUGCAGGCCUGGAAAACUUUCUGGAAGUUUUGGAUUUAUCCGGAAACAAUAUUUCUCUGCUUCCCAACGAACUGUUUCAAAGGUUUCAGUAUAUCAGAACACUGUUCCUACGAGACAAUAUCAUCACGAAACUCAGUCCUAGCGAAGCGUUCAAUAGUUUCCAGUACACUCUGUAUAAUUUGGACUUAAGUGGUUCUCAAAACAUGCCCAUUAAUAUACAAGACUUACGAAGAUUAAGAAGUUUAAGAUCUCUUUCUUUAUCUCGCCUAAACCAGCCUCAUAUUGAACCCGAUGAUUUUCUGGAAUUUGGAAUCGAUCUGGAAGAAAUGUCUAUAACUUAUGCAGGGAUACAAAGCAUAAAAAACAACGCAUUUAAGCAUGUGCACGGAUUAAAAUCGAUCGAUUUUUCCGAUAACAGCUUGACCACUAUUGAAGCCGAUGCUUUUGUUGAUAUUGGUCAUUCUCUGGAGCAAUUAUCUUUGGCCCAUGCGUUUUCUGCAUCUUUCUCCACAGUGCCUAGCGACGCAAUUAAAGUUUUAAACAAUUUGGAGUUCCUGGAUUUGAGCAAUAACAAGUUUAAAACGUUGGGAGAGACCAGUUUUCAUUUCCUGAAGAAGUUACGGAAAAUUGAAUUACAGGACAACCUGAUUGAUGUAAUUCACAAAGGCACUUUCCAGGGUGAUAUUCAUUCCAACUUAGAAGAAAUAUAUUUCUCUUUUAACAAUAUUAAAACAGUACCUCAGCAUACUUUUGUCCACUUGCCUCAACUAGAACGACUCUUUCUCGAUGACAAUCAAUUAGAAAGUUUAGAUCGUCGAGCUUUCAUGAACUUGGAACACCUGAAAUCACUUAAUCUCAAAGGAAACAAACUAACAAAAAUAUCAUACGAGGCGUUUCAAAAUUUGCCAGAAUUGGAAGAUUUGGAUUUAGCUUAUAACGAUCUGAAAUCUCUGGAUUUUAUGAUGUUUGAUCAGGUCGGUACACUGGCAAUGUUCAGUGUCAAUAUCAGUCAUAACAGUCUAAAGGAAUUGUUGGUGAAUUUGUCUCCAGGGUUUGAUACUCAAAUAGGAUUCGGAGGUUUCCACUCCAAUGUCAAAGUGUUGGACAUGUCCUACAACAAUAUCAGUCUUAUAGCCAAGCAGUUUUUUAGACCAGCCGAAAUAUCCUUGACUCAUCUUUAUUUAUCUCACAAUAAAAUACUGAACGCUACAAGGGAUGUGUUUGGAAAUAUGCCCCACUUACAGUGGUUGGACGUAUCUUGGAACCAGAUCUAUGAGAUGGAUUUCGAUAUGUUUAGGAAUACGAAAAAAUUGCAGGUUUUAGAUGUAUCAUAUAAUAGAAUCGCAGACAUACCGAAUGAUAUAUUUCGAUUUCUAAGCAACCUGCGACUGGUAAAUCUGUCAAACAACAGACUGCGAUCGUUACCUGAUAAUUUAUUCAGAGAAGAAGGUCUUGAAAGACUAGAUCUAUCCAACAAUCUCUUAAGCAAGCUGCCUUUGAAUGGUAUUUCUACAGCUCCAGCACAUACACUGUGCGAAUUGGAUCUUUCAGCAAAUCUUAUAUCGUCCUUAUCUCAUGGAGGACUUCUUGAGCGAUUCAAAAAAUUGAACUAUUUGGAUCUGUCGUAUAAUCGUUUGGCUCAAAUCGAUGCUGGCACGUUCAAAGGGUUGCCUAGAUUGCUUGCCCUAGAUCUGAGCCAUAAUGGUCAAUUGGUUCUGGAAUACAACGGUGGAAGCUUCCAGGGGUUGGAGUACUCUUUGUUGCAUUUGAAUUUAAAUAAUGCAUCAUUAUCUAUGGUACCAAUAUUACCCACUCCAAACCUAGUUUCUCUAUCUUUGGCAUACAAUUCAUUACCGAACAUUCCACCAGAGACAGCUACAAAUAUGACCAACUUACAGUUUCUAAAUCUAAACUAUAACGAUCUCACAACCAUUCCUAUAUUGACUCACUCUUUAUUUGAACUGAGAUAUCUUUUCAUGAUGUCAAACCCUGUAACUUAUCUUAGUAACACUAGUCUACUUGGAGUAGCUGAUCAUUUGGAGGAAUUGGACAUACGAAAUUUUGAUUUAACCGUUUUAGAGUCUGGAGCAUUUUGCAAAAUGUAUUCACUGAGAACAUUAAAAAUGAGUCUAUAUACGGGAUUUAAAACAUUUAACAUACCCAAUAUCAUUCAGUGGAACCAUGGGCUAAAAAACUUGGAAAUACAUGUAGAUAGACCAAGCGAUUCUAAUUUGGAGAAAGAAAUGGCGGGAGAAUUUCCUUUAAAAUUGAGAAAUAUUACGUUUUCUGGGAAAGGGUUGAAGAAAUUAGGGUCCAACAUAUUUCAGGGCAUUCGAUAUCCUCAGCUGCACGUUGGUAUCAGAAACACCACCAUUCCCCAGAUCAGCAGUGACCUGUUCAGAGAUACAGGGAGAGCCAGAAACUUAACCAUGGACCUUAGGGACAACGUAGGGCUUAAAAACUUGAUGAAUCCUAUUACUGGCUCCAAACCACAACUGUUCAAGAAGAUAUUUCUGUUGGACUUGCAAACUAGGGGAAACAAAUGGGACUGCGAUUGUGAUUUGGGGUGGAUUGAAACGUGGUUACGAAAAAAACGCCAGUAUCUGUGCAGUCACAGUCUAAGCUCCCUGCACUCCUCAACCUCCGUCGAUUCGUCGUGCCACGAGACGCCCGACGAGUUUAGAAUGUCCUUUUGCACGAACAAGAACAACAAAUCCAUCAUCGACGUGUUAAAAACGGAAAUUGAAUGCGGAUGGAGUUUGGGGAAUCACCUGGAUCAAUUCACUUUGAGUUUAGUGAUUCUUGUUGCGCUGGUACUUCAGUAUUUUGUUUAGGUGAAUGAGGAAUUUGAAAUAACUGGAUAUGAAAUAAAUAAAGUCAAUUUUUGUAACAGGGUUCACUUACAAUAACUUAAAUCAGAUGAAGAAUAAUGAUAAGUGCCAUAUUUUAGAGUAUUUUAUAUAAUUCAGGAUUUAUCGUCAUAGAUUUGAUUCAGAUUUCUUGUGUAUGAAUAAAU
Molecule: messenger RNA, 4457 nt
Organism: Sitophilus oryzae (rice weevil)
Lineage: Eukaryota; Metazoa; Arthropoda; Insecta; Coleoptera; Curculionidae
Gene: chp
Product: chaoptin
Exons: 21
Coding region: 415-4275 (1286 amino acids)
Cellular component (GO): extracellular matrix
Molecular function (GO): protein binding
Source: RefSeq, a predicted model, not a curated record